Molecule: messenger RNA, 8942 nt
Organism: Drosophila simulans
Lineage: Eukaryota; Metazoa; Arthropoda; Insecta; Diptera; Drosophilidae
Exons: 8
Coding region: 438-1286 (282 amino acids)
Source: RefSeq, a predicted model, not a curated record
UAAGGACUACUUACUUAGCCAGUCCCGAUGCGACUUUCAAUGGCGCCGGUUCUCCUCGGAUCUUCGCGUCCUGGCAUUUUGGGAUCCCACACUGCGGUCCGCGUAACUUUGCCCGGUCAUGCCACAUAAAUCAGUGUCAUAAAUCUGCGCGUCUUGUGUAUGAAAUUAUGUGCCAGUGUUUCGCAAUCAGCAACCAACGAGAAAUUCUAGAUAUUUAUCUGCCGAGUGCCAAAUAAAAACUUGUCUAAAGAAAAACAAGUAAAGCAAGCAAAUUAACCGUUUGGCGGGAAACGAAAUAAAGUGGUAUCCCAGCGGGUGAAAGUGAAGAAAGUCAAGUGAAAGUGGCGGCUGCCGUUCCCUAAGUGAAGAAAAUAAAAUCCUUCUUGUGUCAGCGUGCUUGGAAUGCUCAUCCGCGAGGAGGCGUGAGCUACUGAAAGAUGGCCAUCCUGGAGUCUUGUUGCUUUUGGAAGGAUGUGCGGAGUGGCAGCUUUGCCUGUGCCAUCUACACGUUGGUUUACUUUGGCUUCUCGACGCUGAUGUUUUUGUUCUACCUAAUCGAGGAACAGGACUUUCUGCUGGGUAACCGUGCUCAGCCGCUGGGUGAAAGUUUGCUGGAGAAGGGCGAUGUGACUGUAGUGACUGUGAUAUUCAACAUUUUGUUGCUCCUUUGCUCCAUGCUGAUGGUGCUAUCCUCGGUUCUGCUCAUAUUGGGCCUCCAGCAGAACAAGAGACAUCUGCUGAUACCCUGGAUUAGUUUCAUGCUGGUCGAUCUGCUCAUCGAGGUCUGCCACUUGGUCCACUUGGCCCUAUCCCGCCGCGUCAAGUUCGAUCCGAUUGUCGGUUUCAUCUUCACCAUGGAUUUCUUCCUACUGUGCCUCAAUCUCUACUGUCUGCUGUGCGUCAUCUCGCAGUACCAGACGUUCCGCUCGCAGCGGGCGGAGAUGCGACUGGCGGCCUCGGCGGCAUCGCCUAUUGUGGUCUUCACAGCAGCGGAGAAGCUAACCAAAGUACACCAGCAGCAACUGCAGCAGGCGCAGCAGCAACAACAGCAGCACAGUAAUCUGCUGCAGCAGCUGGAGACCGGAAGCGGAAAUGGCAAGCGGCGACGUAUGCUCGGAGCAGCCAGCCCGCUAAUAACUUCGCAGCGGCUAACCAACUUCUCAACCAUCACCGAGGAGGAGGAGCAGCAGUCCCGAACAGACCACCUGGCGGAGCAGCCAACUGAAGAGGAUCUCGGCCGCAUACCAAUUUUCACUCUGGCUUCCAGCCCAGCUCAUUGCCAUUGAUGCAACUCAUCACUAAGCCAAUGUUACGCGUUUCUUCUCGAAUACACAUUCCAGCAGAGCUAUACGAUAUUUUUACAAAUUAUUUGAUCCGAAAGGGCUGAAUAAAGGGAAAUGAGAUUUUCAGCAGGCAUAUAACAGACUUUGACAAAAAUGCGCUUAUAGUUGACGUGCCUGCUCCAUGGAAACGAAGCUACUGUAUCUAAUUGGGGGAUGCAAAUAGGCUUCAGGGAUGUGACAAAUGCCCUUCAUUGUCAGUACUGAAAUAUAUACUCGGUAUAUUGAAAAUGAUAACUUAACUUGAAGCAUUGUUAAACUAGCAGAAAGGUUUCUAGGAGAAUGUAUAUCUUAAGGUGUUCUGAUUAUGUUAUUUUCAACCAUAUUUGAAUGAGUAUUGUCUUAACUAUGCCUUAAAGGGCACAUAAGUAGUUUGUGCAAGUUAGUUAGGCUUGCCUGUACUCCUUGAGUAAAAUCCGGUGCUUGACAAUGGCAACAGGAUAUGCGCUCCGUUCGAGCUCGAGUGCUUUGCCAAGUCAAACUAUUCAGCAACUGGCGGAGUGACCCCGGAGGCAGACUUUUUGAAAUAAUUAUUCAAAUGCUCGAGCUUCAGCCGGUCAGACAGCCGCAGGUCAAAAUAACCCUAAAACAACAAGGCACGAGGGUAAAAUGGACUUUUAAAACGUAAUUAGCUUUUGAAAAAUGCUGACCCGCCCAUGAAGGCGACGAGAUUGAGCUCGGGUUAACAGGUUUUAAUGUCCGCCUAAUAUUAUUUAAAUUACGCUGUUAAGCUCCUAUUAAAGUCACUGGAAUGACAAAAAAAAAGAUUGUUUCCACUGCAAUCCAUUACAACGGCUAGCACGAGUCCUUUGCAGACCUACCGACGUCAUCGGAGCAAAGCAGGAGCGUCAUUAAAUGGCACUUAAUCACCGGGCUAAAUUGGCCCUGUUAAUUAAACCCCCAGGUGGAGAUGCAGGGAUAUAUGACACCGGUUCGCUGCCUUGAAGCGGAUGAGCGGUUUAGGGUCCCAAACUCGGUUUCCUGUCCGCCAGCUGUCGAUGACAAAGAGUCCCUGCCGGAGAAGCCACACAAUCCGCAAACUGUGGUCCAACUUCCGGGAUGUAAUGUGCCAGUGCCACCGAAACACUGACAGAAACUAAUGCACUUCAAUUUGCAACAAUUCAAAGUCCUAAAAAAGCAAUUGCUUAAAUUGCUUAAAUUUUGUAUUAUUUUAAAGAUUUUUAUGAGUAAGUCAUCACGAAUUUAUGUUUACAAGGUAUGUGUACACACGGUCCUGGACGCUGUGGAAACUCCCACUCUGAGAGUGAGCACAACUGUUAUUAGUUUUGUGAAAAGUCGCCCAAUAUUGACAUUGCCACGGGCAGCGGGAUUCCACACAUUUCAGUGGCAUGCUUCUUGAAACCCCACAAGGCCAAAAAUGUCCGGACACUGGUCAAAAGCUACAGAGUCGGAAAAAACAAAAGCCUAAUGGAUUCUUAAGUGGUGGAAUGCAGUGUAAAGUCUGUUAGAUUUAUAUCAAGUUUCCGAGGAAAUUCCUCUGCAAACAUAAUUGAUUAAGAGUUUAAAUGCUUUUUCAUUGCUUUCUAUUUAGUGUUAUUGUUGCCUCAAAUUCUUAGACAAAUACAAGGCAGAAAGAUAGAUAAGAACUGCAGCCAUAAAGCAAAUAUUUGUAAUUGCAAUCUUUCUGCUUGGCAGCCUUUUUCCGCCUUGAAUGAAAUCAAUUCAGAAACCAUGGAGCGCAAUUGUAAUUACACUUUUUUAGGUGAAACGAAAUGUUUGAUGGAAAAGGCGAUGUGGAAGGACGCGUUCAUUUUUAUGCACACAAAGUGAAAUAAGUCCUGUGGAUUAUUUCGUGCUUGGAAUCACUGGCAUUUUUGAUGGGAAACAAAUGCAGCACUCGCGUUGCAAAUCCCUGGAAUUACUUUUGGCAUUAUCAAUAGACCGCAGUUGGCUCUUUAAAGUUGCCAUUGUGGGGCACUUAAGGGAUAAAUACUUGUACCAUACACCACAAUGCCAUAUCCCGGGAUUAUUGCUCCAAACACACACUCACAAUUGCCAAUAAGCUCACUUUCACAAGGCCGAAACGCGCACGCUUUCUAUCUAAUUGCUAAGAUGACUGCUUUCCCAGACUCCCGAUACCAGGAUAAUGAGUUUUCCAUUAGCGCUUGAGUGCGGCGGGCGGUGGCAAUAUUUGCCAAGUGUCCCGACUGCUUAAGUGAAAAUUCAAUUAAAGCAUCAGCAUCAGUGAAAUCAAAUGAAAUUCCUGUCUCGCCCAGCGUCCGCAACUUUGGACACUUGGAGUGACUGGCGAGCACUGGUGGCCAUUGAACUUGCUGGCAAAUUCGAGCAUGCGAAAUACAUGCAUGUUUGAUGCGACUGAAAACCCUGGAAAAAGGCUAAGUUUUGACAGCCAUCACUGCAAUACCACCACCACAGAAACAACAGGAAACCGGAAGUGUAACAAUGGGUGUCCAACUUUUCUGAGCGUGCAUCUCGACCCAAGUUACCCCACACAAUGGCCAACCGAAACUUGUGUGUGUCAAGCUCAGGAGAUUGAGCAUCUUGGAUUAAAUUAAAUGUUAAAUUUUCAGGCAGCUUAUAACUUCUACCCUUCACUUUAAGAAUAUUGACAGAUUUCAGACAACUUGAGACCGAGGGACUUUGCUGCCUUUCGCAGACUUUCUGGACUUUCACUUGAUUUAUAGCAUAUGACAACUGGGGAAGGCUCUUAUGUAUGAGCGUUGUAAUUUAAAAGGCAGAAAGUAAACAGGAGUUUUUUUUGGGAAACUUGACGCUUGACGAGAAUGGCAGCCAGUUUGUCACUCGCUUUAUUGCGUAUACGCAGCGUGGCCGGGGAAAGGGUCGAUAUGAACGUCAGUUGGCAGGAAAUUUAUGUAGAUUUAUGUACGUGUGUUCGCUUUAAGCUCUUCAUACUCGCUUAUGGAUACGUGGCUACAUGCAUUCAAUUAGAAAAUUAGCAUUGAAAUGAAGCUAAUUUUCGCUCCAAGGAGAUGCCAUAAAAGAUGUAAGCAUCUUAAUGAAUAUUAAAUGAUGAAAACGAAAUUCCUUGGCCUAGUCUACAGGAACUUUAAUUGAAACAUAAAACUUAUUCUGCCCAGCAAGUUAUAUUUGUGCUGGAACUUAAUUCCCUCGAGACAAGCCAUAAGUACAAGCGCUUAACGGUCAUUUGGGGCCCACAAAUGACUUCUAAUAAUAAGCGAAUUCUGCCAAGUGUAAACUAUAAACAGCUUUCAGAACUUCGAGUAUGGAAAGCCUCUUGGCCGUUGUCACAAGCAGACUUGUUCCGCCUUUGAGGGAUUUCAACAUAUUGAAACCAAAAUAAUUAGGAUAUAAGCCGGCAGAAGCGAGUCGCAUUAGCGGGAAGCCGUUUGUCAGCAAUAAAUCGUGCAAGUAAAUUAUGUGGAACAAGGCCCACACAUCAAUCUUGUGACUCCAAAAAGAAAAAGAUGUGGGCUUCGGUGACACCUCAGUGUUAAAAUACAUGCACGGGAUUUGGUGGAAAUUAGGCAGCUGUAGCAUAUGUAAAAGAAAAAAGCCCACGUUACUCCGCCUCCCAAGAGAAUUAAGCCAUUUUUAAUUGAGCUCCUUAUUUUGGUCUACUUCAAAGCAAAAACCGCGUGCUUCAAAACAAAAAAAAAAUUCUGACCUUUUUCAGAAGGCACAAUAUUAGCAUACAAAAGGCUUGAGGACUUAUUCAUAAGAAAACAAAAUAGAAUCCUUUUGUAAAUGAUUCGUUAUUCCAUAGCGCAACCCUUAACCUUAAGUUCUGCUCUUUAAGAUCGUACAAAAUUCAAUUUAUUUGCUGGCCACCUUGUUUUCCGGUUACAUUUUACGAGAAUUUUUAAUUGAAAAUACUUGCCAUUCUGCACAAUAUAAACAAAAAUCAAAAAAAAAAAAAAAAUGUCUAGCAAUUUGGAUACCCUUUACACAUUUCUUGGAGGGUGUAAAUAUUUGGCUUCUUGCUAUAAAUUUGUAAUUUAUUUAUUUUAAAAUUUAUUUCAUAAUUUUUAAUUUCUUACCAAAAAGUGCCAAUAUACCCAAAAUUCGUAAGAGGGAUAGACCGCAGCCAAAUAGUUUCCAUGACAACGAUUCGCGGGUAAAUAAAUCCCCAAAGGGAAGUCGGGUAUAAAGAGAUUAAUAUUUCAGCAAUAAAUAUGAAAAUGUACGCAAAAUGACUACACUUUUGCGAUAGUAAAAUCCGGAGCUUUAGAACUCAGCUCAAUUAGCUAGGCAUUUUGCGCAUUUAAUUCAAUUAGUACUAAUAGAGUAAGAACCUAAAAAAAAGUUGUUUUUGGAUAACCCAACAUUACGAAAUAAAGCCCACAAAAACAAUUAUGCUAAUGGCUUCUCAAGUUUUUGCAACUGAAGUCUAUUAUUUUUAAACUAUUUCUGGAUGAGCUUUUGCGCAACUAAUAAUAUUAAUAUCUUGCUUCCCAACAACAAACUUUAACUGGGGCAACCACUGCGGUUUGUUGAUCUUUCAUUAGAAUAGCGCCAAUACUGAAUUUUAGUUAUGUUUAUUUUGUCGACUCUGGUGUUUGCCCAUGAAUUUGGCUGUCAAAACUUUUGACUGACAACGCGAGUGCCACUUGACAUUCUUGGCGAACUGAAGUUCACCUCCUCUAAAGUGGAAAACGGAGAAAUGCCUUCGCUUGGAAGGAAAAUUUCUAUAAAUGAUAAAUCGACUCGAAGUGCUUGAGCUUAAGCAGGGUUGACAAUUGAUAUGCACUCAAAUGGAAUUUCCACGGCGCGUGAGCAUAAGAAAUAAGCUUAUUUAGUUCAGGCUUCGCAAUGGGCUUUAAGGACUUAAAAUUGGUUAUGAAACGGGGCGAAGAAAAGUCCUUUAUCCAUAUUAUCUUCUACCCGGCGAAUUGGAUGCUGGAAACCUUGGCUUGACUUAUUUCCCAUAUUCGAAUGGCUUUUACGUGUCCUUUGGGUGGCAUUUGCUGAUAUCAUUCGGCAUCGGCGUCCAUUAGUUUCAAUCAAAUUUCAUAAGCAAACAAGCAGGACCAAUAAACGGCUGUAUAUCCGUGUGCCAGUUUAUGCACACUCGUAUAUAUUGGCAUUAGCAUGCAUGAUAAAUAAUAAACAUAUUAUAAAUAGCUUUUUCCUCGGCAAGCAACUUGGCCAUCAAUCAAUGGUGGCCAACGAAUGGGCCCAAAGGCCUUUGGCUUCCCUUCCGCAUCGUAUUACUCAGCACAUCCCACUCAGAUGGUCCAGAAUGGCAUUGGCAAACAAGAUUUAUUUGGCCUCUUUGGGGUUAUCCAUACACUUGGCUGACAUUAAAUUGGGCAACCUAAAUUAAAGGCCACGCACUUUUUGCCAAAAGGACGUUCGCGGUUGGCAGGCCGUCAAAAUGCUUUUUAUGGUUAAUCAAGAGCCGUGCGGUAUUCGAUUAGCAUAUUAAUUGGCAAUUCCCGGCAACUUCCUAUCAAUCGCUGCCACAAGCUUUAAAUUAAUUAAUUAACUUUCGAUGUAAACAUUUGUUCAAUCAGUGUCUCUCUUAAAAUAAGGGAUGUUUCCGGGACUGAAGUAUGGAUGGUGAAAUGGUGAAAUGUUGUUCACUUUCAACCUGCUGUGUUGGUUUUAAUCCACAGUCAAAUGACGUAUACGCCGCGUGGGACCAUUUGAGUGGCACAGUGCCGCAGGUGCUGUUUUAAUGACCCCGAUAUCUCUCGACACACGCGUCGACAAUCAAAGAAUUCUAUUUCAGGUCAUCAUUAGAAAUAUAUUUUCUGCAACGAGCCAGUCAUACGUGCGUCUAAUUGGCAACAGACCGUCAUUUAUAGGCAACAUUUAAAAUGGUACUCCGAAAUCGAUACAUUCAGAUAAGUUUUAAUUCGCACUGGCUUAAUAAUUUCGCACGUGCCGCACAACCAGCUCAGUCCUUUCAAUCUCUUCAUCCUUGGCCAUUUGAAUAUCCCAAAUGCAUAGCUUUUCAGCCAUUGUCACUUCAAUCUCUAGCGGAAUGUUUAUUCAUUUAUCAGCCCCGGAGCGCAGAUGUUUCAGCUUGACAAACAUCAACUAACACCGAUGCACAGGGCAAUUGCACAAGUAUACGCAGUAAGUAAGCCAGAGUAAUCUAAACAAAACAAUUGCAAUCAGGGACUUCAACAGCAUGGGCAAAUGCAAGGCCAUGCCGAAAAUGUCAACACAAUAACACGUAUACGCACGGUGGGCCAUCCGUAUGAGUGAACAUCGGCUGUUGUUGUGUGCAAAGCGUGUGUUUGCCAUCAGUUUUCGGGAGCCUAAGUUGGCCUGGCCCCCCUGUCAAAUCAAAGAAAAUCUGCUUUGACAGCAGUAAAGGAAGGGAACCGAAAAAAAAUAACCAACAAAGUAGGUUUGGGUUGGGAUAAAAGGUGUCACCACAACUUUGAUAUGUGUGAGUAAACGCUGAUGUUUGUCGCUCAAGCGAAAGUGAAAGGCUUUAAGGAAAAGCAAAAGCUCCGACCUUUUCUUUUUUAUGAUUUCCCAAAACGUAAGCACUUUUGGGAAAUUCAUCUGCUUAAAAGCUGCAACCGCAAGGUACAACUUAAAUACAUCAACAAUGUUAUCAAUGGUUUUAUCUCGUCUGCCAAAUUAAAUGUCGCUAAGUACGGGCUCACGCCCACACGGAUGGCCUUCAGCAGCCGCGGGCUAAUAAAAACACUCCCGGAAAAGGGUCUCCUUAUCGCAGGACUUCAAAAAUAAGCACACUCCCAUAAGAGAUUCCCAUCGAUGUGACAGUCCAAAAAGGAAAUGCCUAUCUGGGAGUCAUAAACGGUUCCUAAUGGCCGAUGCCUUGCUACGGGAGUGUUGCCCGGCAACAAAACCACAUCAAAAUGUUGUUCCAAAGGGAAACAAGUUUCAAAAAUGUAUAAAAUGGUUGGAAGUGCAAUUCGAAUUGAACUCUGCGUUGCCCAAAUAAGCAACGGUGAUGUUGAACAUAAUCCGCUUUCAAAUGGAACACACAACAGUUGGCGAAGUUAAAAAUGAGAAAGGGACUUUGUACAUUCGCUUGACAGUUAUUUGCAUUCGCUUGUCAACCAAAUUUUCCGGAAGCGGAAGUUAAGUUAACAGUUGUUAAAAUAUUAAAUCAAUUAAAUACUUACAACACUGCCAGGAAUAUUUAUAAGAAGUGAAAAAGUUCCAAGAACUACCAAAACUUUGUGACUACAAGAAACACAAAAGUUUGCCGAAACUAUUUGUGUAACUUUCUCUCGCCAAGACUUGUAUUACCAUUUAUUUCAGAAGGACCGCAAAAAAGUGGUUUACGAUGCCAGAUGAGCGCAUGAAAUUCUUAGCGGUCAGGUCCACUACCAAAAAGCUUUAAAUUUAUCCAAUUAUUUUGUACGUUACCCCCAACAAUGAACUAUCAACAUGAAGGACUUUUGAUAAGAAUGUAAUCAGCAGGGCGCAAAUACCCUUCAAAGUUUUAUUCAAUAAUUACAGUGAGAGGAAGCGGGGAAGUAUGAAAAAAAAAAUCCAUCAAUCAAUCAAUACACAGCUGCUGUGAACGAAACCUUUUCAACUCCCCACGGAAAUUCACGGUGAAAUACAUCAAAUUUGUUUGUCAACAGCAGCCACCACCGACCGAACUUUCCUGUAAAUCUAUUAUGCAAAAUAAAGAAAUUCUUUUAA